Messenger RNA from Coccinella septempunctata (seven-spotted ladybird), 1468 nucleotides. RefSeq names its product zinc finger Y-chromosomal protein-like. Gene Ontology annotation, biological process: regulation of transcription by RNA polymerase II. The coding region runs from base 278 to 1435 and encodes 385 amino acids. The transcript is spliced from 3 exons. The record is from RefSeq and is a predicted model, not a curated record. Lineage: Eukaryota; Metazoa; Arthropoda; Insecta; Coleoptera; Coccinellidae. Gene Ontology annotation, molecular function: DNA-binding transcription factor activity, RNA polymerase II-specific; RNA polymerase II transcription regulatory region sequence-specific DNA binding.
CUUUGGACAAACUUCCCUUGAUUGAGUUGUAUCUGGAAAACUAGAAAAGAGACUUUAUUAUAUAUUAUAUACAUAAAAUAUAUAUAAUAUCAGACACACAGCACGAUAUCAUAAUAAGUUCCUCCUUGAUUGAACUCUAGAAGGUCUUAAAGAUCUUUGAUCGAAAACCAAUAAAAAAAACAAAUCUUACGGCUUCAAAGCAGAGACAGAGCAGAGGUUGUCUCUACUUCAAAAUUCCUCGUUUGAAUAUAGCAUUGCUGUAUUUCAGUAAGAGAUUAUGGAUAAAGGUGAAGAAUGUGUGAAGAUAAAAGAAGAAACAAAUCAUUACGGCGAGAAUGUUGAUGAGAAAAACUUAGGAGUAGAUAUUUGGGAAAAUUUCAUAGAUGAAAAGGGAGUUUAUGACAGGACUGAAUAUAUAAUCAAGAAUGAAGCAAAAAACGAAAGUAUAUCAUCUGCAACCAUGGAUGUUGAAAAAUCAAUAUCAAUUGUAACUGAUGAAAUGAAAAAAGAAGUUGAUGUAUGUACAGCUGAUAGUGAAUCGGUCCAAUUUGGGAAAGAAAGUGAUGAGACAAAUCAGAAAGGUUGCCUUGAAGUACAUGUAAAUUCUGCCCAUUCAAAUAUUACUAACAAGUGCCAUAUGUGCGAUUACAUUGCAGAGCCUAAAAGUUGGCAUGUACAAGAUAUUGAAUCUGCUGAAAUCGAUCUUUUAAGACACAUAAAUGAAAUUCAUGGGAAUUUUAAAAAAUAUAGGUGUGAAAUGUGUACUUAUUCCAACGAUAGUCAGUCUAGGCUAAAAACACAUGUGAAAUCUGUCCAUUUGAAAAUUAGGGAGCAUAUAUGUCACUUGUGUGAUUAUGCUUCAAGCUCUAGAAUGACUCUGAGGACACACAUAAAAUCCAUUCAUUUAAAUAUCAGAGAGUACCAGUGUCACUUGUGUGAAUAUGCUUCAGGUUUAAAAAAACGUUUGAUGAGGCACAUAAAACUGGUUCAUGAGAAGUUUAAAGCGUACAAGUGUACCCUCUGCAUUUAUGGAACAAAUAGAAAAAGUAGUCUGCAAAGUCAUAUAAUAUCAGUUCAUUCAAGUGAUAAAGACCCCAAGUGCAACCUGUGCGAACGCAUCCUGAGAUCUAAAUCUGCCCUGCGACUUCAUGUGAAAGCCGUUCAUUUGAAUAUCAAGGAAUACAAAUGCCACUUGUGUGAAUAUGCUGCCGCUCUCAGGGGAACUCUAAAACGACAUAUACAAUCGAUUCAUCAACAUUUAAAACACCAUUGUCACUUGUGUGAUUAUUCGUCUACUCGAAAGAUGAUCUUGAAAGCACACAUAAAGCAUGUUCAUUUCAAUAUCACCGAACACAAGUGUCAAUUCUGCGAUUAUGCUGCUGGUCGUAGGGGUACUCUAAGAAAGCAUUUGAAGGCAAUUCAUCAAAAUUCCUGAACAUUUAUGAGCCAAUUAUACGAUUAUACCACA